Molecule: messenger RNA, 3593 nt
Organism: Plutella xylostella (diamondback moth)
Lineage: Eukaryota; Metazoa; Arthropoda; Insecta; Lepidoptera; Plutellidae
Source: RefSeq, a predicted model, not a curated record
CAAUCAAACUGUCAAAAAAGUUGCUGCCUCUGCCUCUCCCUCUUGGAGUUUGUUGUUGUUAUUUUUAAUUUUAAUGCGAUUAUUUUCUAAGAAGAGGCACUAGAUCGCUUGUAAAAUGGAGUCGAAUGUGCCUGCAUCUUCUAAUCCCUCAAGAGCGACCAGAUUUAUGAUGGAAGGAGUAGGUGCCAGAGUAAUUCGUGGUCCAGACUGGAAGUGGGGCAAACAGGAUGGAGGUGAGGGCCACGUUGGAACUGUUCGUAAUUUUGAAUCUCCAGAGGAAGUAGUCGUGGUCUGGGACAAUGGGACCGCUGCUAACUACAGAUGUUCUGGAGCAUACGAUCUGCGGAUCCUCGAUAGUGCUCCUACUGGGGUCAAACAUGAAGGCACCAUGUGUGACACAUGCCGUCAACAACCUAUUUUUGGUAUUCGUUGGAAAUGUGCAGAAUGUAGUAACUACGACCUGUGUUCAGUUUGCUACCACGGAGACAAGCACCAGCUGAGGCAUAGGUUCUACAGGAUCAGUGCUCCCGGUGCCCAGCGGUGUCUGGUGGAGCCGAGACGGAAGAGCAAAAAACAGGCUGUUCGCGGUAUUUUCCCUGGAGCUAGAGUUGUUAGAGGGGUUGACUGGCAGUGGGAAGACCAGGACGGAGGCAAUGGGAGGCGCGGCAAAGUAAAUGAAGUGCAGGAUUGGUCAGCAGCCAGCCCACGAUCAGCUGCUUACAUUGUCUGGGAUAAUGGUGCCAAGAACUUGUACAGGGUUGGCUUUGAAGGCAUGGCUGAUUUGAAGGUUGUCAAUGAUGUUAAAGGACAAAAUGUUUACAAGGAGCAUUUGCCUCUGCUUGGGGAACUGGGCCCUGGACGCUCUGGUCCUCAUGGCUUGCAAAUUGGUGACCAAGUGAAUGUAGACCUAGAGCUCGAGAUAGUGCAGUCGCUACAGCACGGGCACGGCGGCUGGACGGACGGCAUGUUCGAGUGCCUCGGCGCCACCGGCACCGUCGUCGGCAUCGACGAGGACCACGACAUCGUGGUCUCCUACCCGAGCGCCAAUAGGUGGACCUUCAACCCCGCUGUGUUGACUAAGGUAUGCAGUGGCAACCUAAGCGCCUCUACCUCGACCGGCGGCGGCGGCGGCGGGUUCGCGGUGGGCGACCUCGUGCAGGUGUGCUCCGACCAGGAGCGGGUCAAGGUGCUGCAGCGCGGCCACGGCGAGUGGGCCGAGGCGAUGGCUCCGACCCUCGGCAAGAUAGGUCGCGUGCAGCAGAUCUACCACGACAACGACCUCAAGGUGGAGGUGUGCAACAUGUCGUGGACCUACAACCCCAACGCCGUCACCAAAGUCGCUUCUUCCGACGGCAGCAUGCCUGGGAACUCUUCAGGAGAGCGUCUAUCAGCGUUACUCAAGAAGCUAUUCGACUCGCACGUGUCAGGCGACACUAACGAGGAACUAGUGAAGGCGGCGACCAACGGCGACGCGGCGCGCUGCGCGGAGAUCCUGUCGCGGGCUGACGGCGCGCGCGCAGACGUCAAUGGCGUGUUCGGCGGACAUACUGCUUUACAGGCGGCCGCCCAAAACGGGCACGUGGAAGUGAUCAGAGUGCUAGUAGCGGCCGGGGCAGACGCCGACGCUGAAGACAGGGACGACGGCGACCGCGCCGCGCACCACGCCGCCUUCGGAGAUGAACCCGCCGCUCUGAAGGCAUUGGCUGCGGCUGGAGCUGACCUUAAUGCAAGGAAUAGGAGGCGACAGACGCCGCUGCAUAUGGCGGUCAAUAAGGGGCAUCUGGGGGUGGUCAGGACGCUGCUGCAGCUUGGAGUGCAUCCCAGUUUGCAGGACUCGGAGGGCGACACGCCGCUGCACGACGCCAUCUCCAAGAAGCGCGACGACAUGGUGGCGCUGCUGCUGGAGCACGGCGGUGACGUCACGCUCACCAACAGCGACGGGUUCAACGCGCUGCACCAGGCCGCACUGCGGGGAAAUGCCAGCGCAAUGAAGAUAAUCCUGGGCAAGCUGCCGCGGCCGUGGAUAGUGGACGAUGCGAAGGACGACGGCUACACGGCGCUGCACCUGGCCGCGCUCAACAACCACGUGGAGGUGGCCGAGCUGCUGCUGCGCGGCGGCGCGCGCCCCGACCUGCAGAACGCCAGCCAGCAGACCAGCCUGCACCUGGCCGUGGAGCGCCAGCACACGCAGAUCGUGCGCCUGCUGGUCGCGCACGGCGCCAGCCUCAACAUCUGCGAUAAGGACGGCGACACGCCGCUGCACGAGGCUCUCCGCCACCACACGCUGCAGCAGCUGCGGCGGCUGCAGGACCCGCCGGACGCGCCGCUGCUGCCCUCGCUGCACCACCACGACAAGAAGUCCUCCGCCUCCAUCGCCUGCUUCCUCGCCGCGCACGGGUCUGAUCUCACGCUUAAGAACAAGAAAGGCCAAACACCGCUAGACUUGUGCCCCGACUCGAACCUGUACAAGACCAUUACAACGUGCCGCAAAGAGGGCGCCACUGGGCUGCCGACCGAGGCGUCAGUUGAGGAGAGCUUAGCCAGUGUUCCCAGUUGUAGCACCAGCGUGGCCGGGCCCAGCGGAGUGGUCCCUGUCGCCAGCACGUCAGCCGCGGGCGACGCGCCGGCUGUCGUGGACAUAGGGCCCGUGGCCGACCCCACGACGGACGAAUGCCUCGUGUGUUCCGAUGCCAAGAGAGACACGCUGUUCCGCCCGUGCGGACAUAUCUGUUGCUGUAGCGCUUGCGCUGCGCGGGUGAAGAAGUGCCUGAUCUGCCGCGGCGGCGUGCGGUCGCGCGCGCGCGUGGGCUCGUGCGUGGUGUGCGGCGAGGCGCCGGCCGCGCCCGUGUGCGCGCCGUGCGGCGACGUCUGCGCCUGCGCCGGCUGCGCGCCGCUCGUGCGCAAGUGCGUCACGUGCCGCGCGCCGCUGCAGCCUGUAGCCAGUGGCAGUGGGCAGAGGGAUGUUCCAGUUCCAGUGGAAAAAGAAGGCAGCAGCAACCUAGCCCAGCUGACGGUGAACAAGGGUCAGCCGGCGCCCGCGCAGGCCGCACCGCACCUCAUGAACAACGGCUCGCGCUCGGGCCCCCCGCCCCCCGCGCCCCCGGCCGCCCCCGCCGCCGCACCCGCGCCCCCCGGCCCGCCCGCCGCGCCGCCCGCGCCCGACGUGCAGAAGCUGCAGCAGCAGUUGCAGGAUAUUAAGGAACAGACAAUGUGUCCGAUCUGCCUGGACCGGCUGAAGAACAUGAUCUUCCUGUGCGGGCACGGCAUGUGCCAGAUGUGCGGCGACCAGAUCACCGUGUGCCCCAUCUGCAGGAAGCAGGUCGAGAAGCGGAUCCUGCUGUAUUGAGCACAGGAGGUGAUGUGAGAUAAGUUGAGGUGGUAGAGAGAUGCUAGCGGUAGGUGUGUGUGGCAGAGUAGACGGCCUUCCACAUCAUGAAAAGGAAUAGUUAACUUUUUCUAUAGACAUGACUGUUCUUUCCCCACGGAUUUGGGAGAUCUCAAAAAAGGUUUCUGAGCGAAUGGAAACGUUGUGCAUGUGGUAGAAAAUAUAUAAAGGGAAGUCAGUUUAUCUCCUAAGUUGCCUUGCUAUAGGU